Messenger RNA from Funneliformis caledonium, 157 nucleotides. NCBI's taxonomy places the organism in Eukaryota, Fungi, Glomeromycota, Glomeromycetes, Glomerales, Glomeraceae. The record is from the annotation of a GenBank genome assembly.
AUUCCCAGAUAGUGAAGUUAGUAUUCAGUAUCAUUACUUUUCGAAUAGCUCCUUUUGCUUCAGUUCCGAUAGUUACACUUGCUUGAAAUUCUUUCGUGAUGAACCUCAAAAUAAUUGCUUUCAAUUAUUCUCAAAUAUCUCUGGAUCGAGUUAUUGA